CGAUCGUCGCAACAUCUGGUGCGCGAUGUCGUUGAUCGGCCGUGUUUUCUCGAUCGUGCGGGAGUAAAUAGUCGCGAAUGCGUGAAUCUGGAACUGCGGAGUCGUCGUGAGCGCGGGAUUUCGCUACGUUUAUUUGUUUCGCGAGAGCGAGAGAGAGAGAGAGAGCGGCACGGGCGGGUAGGAGGGAGGCAGAAGGAGUGUGUGUAUGCGUGCGAAAAAGAAAGAGAGGGUUAGAGAGGUAGAGGACGUUAGACAAACGCGCGAGUGAUUUCCAUGGAAGGCGAGAUAAAAAUCGGAGCCGCGUCGCAUCGCGAUAAGAAAAGUCGACGCGUUUGAUUCCAAUUUCGAGCAAGUUGAUAAACCGUUCGCUCCUAAAAUGGGGGAGAAGAGAUAGGAGGGAAGUAGCGUAGACAGAGAGGAAAACGAUAACAUGAGGGAAUGCGAGCGAGAGGGAGCUCGUGUGUACUAAACGUUCGUUUAGUCGCACGUUCUGUAUUUUCUUUCUUCCUAUUCUAUGCUGUCCGCUCCCGUCGUAAUCGCGGCAAGUGCAGUUUGAACGAACGAAACCCUCGUCGCGCGCACAGUCUCGAGGAUAGCGCCAAGAUUAGGGUCGCGGAAUGCAGGCCGAAUUGAUAUACCGGAAACCUACGGCGAUGACGAGCUCGUCGAGUCAGGGCGGUUUUCAUCGUGCCGGAAGUGGUAAUCGAGAGAGCAGCGGCCGAGACUCUCGGGAGACCAUACACUCUGGCCACUUCAUGGUGUCAGACUUCGAGGCUGAGGCUCAGGACGACGAGGACGAGUUGGCGGUGCCGGUGCCCGACGAGGAAGUCAGGCUGUCGAUCAUCGCCCAGCCCGGCUUCUCCGUCGAGCGGUUCAUCGCCAACUCGUCGAACAACAAGAGCUCGCAGCAGUUGAGCAUCGAGACGUCCUUGAACAAGCUCUUCCAGUGUAUGUCCCUUGCCUACAGACAGAAGCUGACAUCGCCCAAGUGGAAUCGCUUCAAAGGAAUCAGGCUGCGAUGGAAGGACAAGAUCAGACUGAAUAACGUCAUCUGGAGAUGCUGGCACAUGCAGUUUAUACUGAAGCAAAGUACACUGGUGUGCCAAUUCGCGUCGCCGCUCGACGUUGACACUCACAACAAACCCGAGGCGGUGGUGUUAGAGGGGAAAUACUGGAAGCGAAAGCUCGCAGCCGUCACAGCGGAAUACAAGAAAUGGCGUAUGUUCUAUCGGAACAAGAUCCUUGGCUGGACGAGCAAGGAUGGCAGCGAGAUGAUGGAAUCACUAGACAUGCUAGACUGGGACAAUGGAAGCGGGACCAUCGGGGAUUACGGGAUGGAGACAAGCAGUAUAUCCGGAAACAUCAGCGGUGCUCUGAGCGGAGAGAGUAUGAUGGUUGACGAGGACUACAUGCAACAGAUGGCCGACACCCUCUUCUCGACCAUUGCUUCCGGUCAGCCGAUGUACUUUCCUGAUACUAGAGAAAUCGUCCGAAACGCCAGUUUAGCGGACUUCAUUCAACCUAAUCUGGAUGCUCUACAGCCGAACCUCGAUGAAUUCAUGGACACGUUGGAGCCGCUGCAAGAAUUUCUGAAUUCGAAGCUGCCUCCAGUGCCCGAGGAAGACGACAUGUUUCGGAAUAGCAGUCUAAAUGCUAAUUACUCCGACCUAGACCUGAUGACCCCGAUUACUCAGAUGAACGAAAUAAACGAGAAUCCGGCGAUAAAGAACGAACAAAGUUCGCGGCAGCAGCAACAGACGCUGGCUCAAGAAGCACAGAACGCCAACAUGCAGAAUCUCCAUUACACCGCCAAAAUAUAUACUCAGCCCCAGCCUGAAUCAUCGGCUAUUUACAGGAAUAGCAUAACGAUGACCGAGAAUUACAACUCGAUUCAGCCAAGCUUCGAGACGCGCCUCACAAGUCAACCGACGCGAGAAAGGAGUCGGAGUGGCAACAGCGGCGGCAGCAGGACGACGUCGUCGAGGAGUAACCGCGUGAUACAGCAAGCCCAACAGCAGCAGAAUACAUACCAAUCGGGCGCGCAGCAAACGCAGAAUUCCGUGUUCCAGCCUGCGUCGCAGACGCAGUCGUCUUACGCGAUGGAAAUACAGUUAACGCCCGUGCAGAAUCAGCAGUCGGUGCAGAUCGCGGCGUUGAACGAUCAGUCGGUUAAUCAGAUAUCGUCGAUCGUCGCGGCCGCGACCGCCAGCGGCCACGUGCCGAAUCUGGUGACGGUGCAGCAUAGCUUCGCGCCGGUCGCCAACUCGUCGCCGCUGCAAACGCAGCAACGAGCAAUUAGGCCCUUACCGCCCACGCCGCCGAUGUCCACGAAACCGUACAAGAUCGUGCAGCCGCAGCAGUGUUACAAGUUCCCGAGCCUCACGCAGAAUUUCAACGCUCAACAAUGCAAAUUCAACGCUAACAAUUUCAAGACUCAUCCUACGCAACAAGUGAUAUCGGUGUCGGCGGAGCAACCGUCGCAGUCGCAGAUCUUGCUGCAGUGCAGGCCCCCUGUACUGGACAUCACCGCGCCUGCUCUGCACCCUACCAAACUACUACCUCAACCUAACACGUCCAGCGCGGAGGCGGAAGAGAUCUUCGCCGUACCUAAGUACCAAAUAAAAGGAAGGAAUAGAUCACGUAGCAGCUCGUCCUUAACAACGCCUAGGAUACAUCCGCCGUUGGUAUCAGCAGUGAGCGAUCCGGCUCUAAAUCUGAAUAGCAACGUCUUUCUCGCGCAUUUGCUCACGAACACCUCGUCCACGCAAGUGACGACUACACAACACAUUACCACUCCAGUGACGGUUCAAACCAUGCAGACUUCCAACAUACAGCAGGCGCAAUCGCAACAGCAGGCGAUGCAACCGUCUACUUGCAGCCAACAACAAAUCCUUUUAAACACGAAUAAUCAAACGCAUCAGUCUCAAACUAGUCCCGGCUCGCCGAAUAGCUCGAACGCUCACAGUCCGCAAGCUUUGAGCCUCAGUCCUCUGCACAGUCCCAUGAGUAUAGGCAGCCCUCUGUCACCUAGUCGCGGGUACAUGAAAGGUGAAUCGGAAAGAGGGCAGUACAAGGAGCAGAGGAGAGUCGGUCACAUUCACGCGGAGCAGAAACGUCGAUAUAACAUUAAGAAUGGAUUCGACAUGCUGCACAGCCUGAUACCACAGCUCAAUCAAAAUCCCAACACGAAGCUGAGCAAGGCCGCGAUGCUGCAGAAAGGGGCGGACUAUAUUCGGCAGCUGAGGACGGAGAGGAAUAUGAUGAAAGAGGAGAUGGAUAACUUGAAACAGCAAAUCGAGUGCCUUAACACGUCUAUUAGUAAUUGUCAAUCUAUGCUUCCUGCAACGGGUGCUCCAGUUUCUAGCCAUAGAACAAGCAAGAUGAAGGAGAUGUUCGACGAGUACGUGCGUACGCGUACGCGGGAGAACUGGAAAUUCUGGAUUUUUAGUAUAUUGUUAGAACCACUGAUGUUAACCUUCGAUACUUCCGUCUCGACUGCGAGUAUAAACGACUUGAAGAUGAGUACAAUAUCGUGGGUCGAGCAACAGUGCUCGCUCGCCCGCCUCAGGCCAGUUGUUCUAGACUCCCUGAGGCAUCUAUCUACUCAAACUGAUAUCUUGUCAAACCCGGCACGCCUGCCCGAGGAAGCGCUCGAGGCGAUCAGUCAGACGAAACGCCGGCCCUCCACGCAGUGACCAAGUGCGCGAUUUUGUUGCAACGUUGUUCGUGUUGUAGAAAGAAAGUUCAAGAUUUAGAUACGUAACAAAGAAGGAUAGUUACCGUGUAGCUUAAGCCAGCCUAUGAAGAAAAAAAAGGAAAUUCUCAAGAACGGUUUUGUCACAGCAGACCGAUGAAAUAUCACUUAACGCGAUGACGCGGGCGAGAAAGCAGAAUUUAAGUGCAAUUCCUCUUUUUAUUGCAAAACGUCACGUUGAAGUUGCGAGAAUCCAUCGUGACGGAUUUAUAUAAGGCACGUUUUAUAUUUAAAUACACGUGUAUAUUAACCAUCACACCACCGCCACCACCAAUCAUCACCAUAUAUACACCAAAAUAUGUACUAAUGUAGCUAUCGAUAUGGCCGCGCACAAUCGUUCGCAGGUAAUUAUUUUGAAAGAAAACAAUUACAUGUGUAGUUCCACGUUUAUUACGCGCGAUUAUGUAUGCGCUAUCUUACAGCUAUACCAAAAGUCGGAGAGAAUAAUUCUAUAAUCAAUACCUUUACAAUGAAAAUUGUAUAACAUUUCUAAUGCUCACAAUGCUUAUCUACAAAGUUUAUGAAAUUUCGUAGUACGAUAAAAUUCACUCCACACCGUAUUGGGAAACUUCUCUCUCAUCCAAGAUAAUAGAAAGUUAAUUUACAGCUAUCGUAAAUCUUAUUAAUUGUAAGGCGGAGAUGCACAGACGCCCGUAAAAUUUCUUUUUUCGUAAUUAUACAAUUACGUCGAGCGAAGAUGAAAGAUGUCUCGAAUAUUAAAUUAUUUUUGUUCUAAUACAACUAUACGUAUAUACCGUACUUAUACAGUGUCGUGUAAGUAUGACUAAAAGUUACGUGAUACCAAAAUAUUUCUAUGCCGCCAAUUGUAUCCUAUUGUCGAAGAUGUAACGAAAAUCAGUGCCAUAACUCAUCGUUCCGACAGAGUGCAGUCGAAGACAAUUAUGAAAGGGAUAACUUGAUGGAGGGCGUGACUUGAGGUAUAAAGAUGCAAGUAACUUUUGAACACGUAGGCUAUCGAUAUAUUGAUCAUACUGAUAUAGCAUUUGAUAAAUUGCGCUGCCGUCGAAUUGUCCUGCACAGUCGAGUCAGCAGAAGGAAUUACACAUAGGGCGAUGAUUGCAUGGACGAUAAAAAGGGGGUUGCUCAAACACGUAACACUUAUGUUUACAACGUUAUGCAAUAUAAGAUCUUUAAUAUGGAAGUAUCAUGUGAUAAUGUACAAAUCAUUUACAAAAAGGUUUGACUCUACCGAAUAGAGCUUAAGCUACGGAGGGCUUCUGCAUAUUGCAGCGUGAAUUGCAGUGUGCAGUCAAAUAUUACGGAAAACGAAACGUCCAAUACUCCGAGGAGGUGUUAUGUUCUGUUUCUUUAAAUUGUUGUUUUCACGUGUAUUCUGAAAUGAUUCGUUGUUCAAAAGACUUUUUACGCACGACACGAUAUACAGACGCCCUCACUUAACUUACAACGUGUAUAUACAUGUGUAAGUGAUAGGUAAUAUAAGCGAACUCAGCGAAAGGGAUGUUCUUUUGUACAAUAUGUAUCAUAUAAUCAUGAAGACUCAUAUACUGUUAUUACUUUAAUGUUACAACAUAUGAAGAAACCCGAAUUGA
This is a messenger RNA of Dinoponera quadriceps, 5325 nucleotides long. It is a transcript of the gene Mondo, whose product is annotated as MLX-interacting protein. Gene Ontology annotation, molecular function: DNA-binding transcription factor activity, RNA polymerase II-specific; RNA polymerase II cis-regulatory region sequence-specific DNA binding; protein dimerization activity. The record is from RefSeq and is a predicted model, not a curated record. NCBI's taxonomy places the organism in Eukaryota, Metazoa, Arthropoda, Insecta, Hymenoptera, Formicidae. The transcript is spliced from 16 exons. Gene Ontology annotation, biological process: regulation of transcription by RNA polymerase II. Bases 618 to 3695 code for a protein of 1025 amino acids. Gene Ontology annotation, cellular component: nucleus.